Messenger RNA from Acanthochromis polyacanthus (spiny chromis), 6149 nucleotides. RefSeq names its product brain expressed, associated with NEDD4, 1 (gene bean1). The transcript has 5 exons. Bases 331 to 1062 code for a protein of 243 amino acids. NCBI's taxonomy places the organism in Eukaryota, Metazoa, Chordata, Actinopteri, Pomacentridae. The record is from RefSeq and is a predicted model, not a curated record.
UCUCCACCGACGCACAGGACGGAGCUCGGAGGAGGCGGGGAGCUGCCGCCGGUGGACCGGGACCGGAGGACGGUGCUGAUGCUGCGAGACGGGAGCGCGCACGGGAGCCCGCUCGGACGGUGUCGGUAUCAGCGGGACUUUAACGGAGCUAUUCUGAGGAGGAGGCCGCGUCCCGGGAGAGGAGGAAGAGGAUUACCGGGAUGUAGGAACCGGAGCACCGACGGACGGUUCUUCAGUUGUCUGGUUUCCCACUGAGAUGUUCCAGUAGAACCAGUGGAACCAGUAGAACCAGUGGAACCAGUAGAACCAGUGGAACCAGUGAUCAGGUUGAUGCUGAUGAAACUGAUCUGUUCAGUGAGCUCCAACCAGAGCCAUGGGGAGUUCCCAGACUGCCGGAGCCAGAGGGAGUCUGGAGGGGAGGCGUCGCUGCUGGUGUCUCCUCUGGUGGUGGCCGGCAUCGUUAUAGGCCUCGUCCUCUUCCUGUCCUGCAUCACCAUCAUCGUCGGCAGCCUGAGGAAGGACAGCCGCCUCCGAAACCCUCAGCUCAGAGCCAGCUACGGACCAGACGGUUUUUCCUUCGGAGGUUCUGCAGGAGAACUGAGGUCCAGCUGCUUGGAGGACUUUCCUUCUGGCUUAGACUUUGACUCGUACAGAGAGACUCUGUCACAGAUCAACACCCUGUAUCCAGACUCACCUCCACGUUAUGACGAGUGUGUCGGUCCUGGUUCCACUCAGAUCUUCCUUCCUACCGAUGACCCGCCUCCUUACUCCCUAUUGGACCCCUGUCAUGAGGUGUCGGAGCAGGAGGCGGAGCUUCCUGUUAACUGCGGUCCAGACCCGCCCCUUCGCUGUGACCAGAGCUCAGUCGGUGCCACCUGGUUCUCCCCGACUCACCACCCUCCGGACCACAUCUCCUCCAUCUCCUUCCCGCUGGAGGCGGCGCCGCCAUACGAGGCGGUGCUGCAGGGACCGCCCCUCUCCCUGGGGCCAUGUGACCUUUAUAAACACCAAUCAGAGAGGAGGGACAACGGCCAGCAGCUGCCGGCCAAUCACAUCCUGUAGGACGUUAGCGAGCUUCCUCCAGCUGUGACCACACAGACGCUGAUGAACAAACCUUCCUCACAGCUUCUUACGGUUCACCACCGCUACUUCUGGACAGACUUCAGAGUGUCUGAGGAGGUCCGACCUCCAGAAACAAACUUCCUGCUUCCUGUCACCUGGUUCAGCCACAUUCUGACUGACACUGUUUACUGUGCUAGAACUGAUCUGAGGUCUGAAUUCAGUUGUUCAUCAUGGUAGAAAUCACAGAGUCUGAAGGAGAAUGAAGACCAUCAGAGAACUCAGAGAAACCAGGUUCACAUCUGUGGUAGAUGAUCUGUGGUUAGAAUAACUAAACUAACUGGAACCAUCCUGAGGCCUGAACUACAAAGUCCCUUCAACACAUCCAGAGUUUCUUUAUCUGACUUUACAACAACUAAACGAACCAACCAGAUGGACAGCUGACCAGGUGUCUGAACGAAGCUCAUUUAACAUAAAAAGAUGGUGAUGGUAUCUGGUGUAGAAACGCAUAUUUCCUGCUAAACCAAACAGUUGAGCUGCUUCCAUGCAGGUUUCUUCUUUCUUCUUCCUUUUAAUGAUCAUCAGAUGACUUUAAACUUUAACCUGCAUCAACACUGGCUGUUUUAUCUGGAAGGUUUUCAACAUAUCAAGCUAAAAUUGAACAGAUAUCUUCAGAAAUAUCAAUAUUUUCUGCUGUAGAAAUAUCAGUGAUCUUUAUGCUCCCAGCUGGUGGUUGGAAACAGAAAGAACUAAAAUAGAAACACAGUUCAAAACAAUGAGUAGAGUUCUAGUUUUAGCCUCUAACAGCCGUAUGAAGCCAUAUAGAACACUGGAAUAUCUUUAAACCUCUACAGCCACAGUGAAGGCGUUGUGCCGACAGUGAACACCUCUGUAGAUCUGGUUGGUCUGGACCAGAGCAACACUUCAGGUUUUACUUGUGUUUUAUUGGACUAGCUUUGCUAAUUCCACAGUCGCUAACCUUCUAUCCUGCUUCGUAGUUCAGGCCUCAUUCUGGGGAAGGAAUCGUCUGUUACCCAUGUUGCUUUGUUUGUUACGUCCUUUAAUAAGCGUGAUGGAGGACGUUGUUCAGUAUCUGCAGCCUGUGAUCACCAGACUGAUGGAAGUUCAGACGGUGGUGACUCUUCCUACUAAGGGCUCUGGUUUUCUCCCAGCAGCAUCAUGUAGCUCCGAGCCUGAAGAGGCCAAACCGAUGCAACAACAACAAGCACUAAACUGUAGAAAACUUUCUCACAUUGUUCACUCAAUCUUCUGCCUUCUUCUCUCUGAUUCGCUCACACUGAAAAAAUGAACUCCACAGAUGUUUAAUCCCUCAAAUAAAACAUAGAUUCUCCUGAAUGUCACCUGAUUAAAACUGCAUCUCUUUUGAAUAACUGCAGGUAGUAUUUAGAGUAUUUCUUCUUCUGAAUGAUGGAGAAACAAACACUUCCCAAAGUAGAAAAUGAUCCAAAGAUCUUCUGUUGGGUUCAGGUGAGGACUGUCCAGGUGGAGAAGCUCUGGUGUGAUGAUGUUCUCUGGAUGUUCUCCUGCUGGAAUGUUCCUCUUCUUCAUUUGGUCAGUCAGGAUUCUGGUUCAUCCUCAGACCUUCAUCUAGAAAUGUCAUCAACACCUUCUGACCUCAUGCAGCCCCACAUCAUCAAACUCCCACCUUCAUGCUUCACUGUGGUAGUCCUGGUCAGGUUCUCACUAAACAUAUGGACUCCAUCUGAGCCCAACUCAUUGAUCUUCAUCUGACCAAAGAAUGUUCUCCAGCAUCCAUCAGGCUUCUUCUCAUGUUCUUCAGCAAACUUUCAUCUGGAAGUUUAGUUGUGAGCAGCAGCCAGGUUUAGUUCUGGUCCUCCGUCCAUAGAGGUUGAUGUUCUGAAGGUUCCUUCACACUGUCUGAGCUUCACACUAACUCUGGUUUCCAUGGAGAACCCCCGAACCAAGUCUGAAGCAGCUGAUGUCUGUUUUUACAGCUGGAUGGAGAAAGUAGUUCACUGUCUGUGGGGUCAUUUUAGGAGCUCUGAUUAGUGGAACUAUGACUCCUUCUAGACCUCCUGAUUAGUGGAACUAUGACUCCUUCUAGACCUCCUGAUUAGUGGAACUAUGACUCCUUCUAGACCUCCUGAUUAGUGGUACUAUGACUCCUUCUAGACCUCUGAUUAGUGGUACUAUGACUCCUUCUAGACCUCUGAUUAGUGGUACUAUGACUCCUUCUAGACCUCUGAUUAGUGGUACUAUGACUCCUUCUAGACCUCUGAUUAGUGGAACUAUGACUCCUUCUAGACCUCUGAUUAGUGGUACUAUGACUCCUUCUAGACCUUCUCAUUAGUGGUACUAUGACUCCUUCUAGACCUUCUCAUUAGUGGUACUAUUACUCCUUCUAGACCUCCUGAUUAGUGCUACUAUGACUCCUUCUACUGUCGAGUCUCUCAGUCAGACUUUCUCUUCCUCUGUUCAGUUCUUCUCCAUGGUGAGCCAUGAUGCAGACAUAGAUAGACCCAGUCUAUAGGUCCAGUACUGAGAAGGUUCUGCUGUUCUAAGCUCAUCUUAGAACCAUGUUCAUCAGUUGGACUGGUUGGAAUCACAGCGGGACUCAGUCUGGUUCUUUGAGUUUCUACUUUGGAGCUGAACUUUAAAUAAAUAUAGAUUUUUCUACUGAGAAGCAUGCAGUUAUUCAGAAGCGGUGCAGUUUAAAACUGUUUGACAUUGUUCUAAUUCUGUACAGGGUUUGGGUUUUUCUCGCUUCUCUUGUUGACUCUAUUUUCUGGCCAUGAAGGACUUAAGAAGUAAUCUCAGUAAAAUCUUAAAGUUCAUUUUUUAUUACACUGGUUUUGGGUUCUUUUGGUGAGACAUAGAAUAAUUAGGUAGAUGUUGAUUAUUGGUUUUCGUCGGGAAUCUUUAAAUCUGCUAAAAGACUAAAGCAGAAACACGAUGUGAGCAAAAUAAUUCAACAGGAAGCUGGAAAACUUCCAGAAAAAUCUACAUUUAGAUGAGAUUUUAAUGUAGGUGGAGUCAGUUUUCUGAAUCUGAAGAAUGUUCAGUUUUUAUGACAACAUUUUUUUUAUGACAACAUGGCCACCAGUUCACAAACCAAAACCUGAAUGUCCAGUUUUCUGUAACCACAAACCAGGAGGUUAAUGCUAACUAGAAUAGCUUAAAGUAUAGAAACACCAGGAGCUGGUUCAUCCUGGAGACACUGAAUCCUGUAGAACAUCACUAACUAACCAACCAGCCAGGUUUCUGAAGCAGCCCAGCUUCACUAACACCUGAAGUCUUAGAAUCAGGUUGUGUUUGUGUUCCUUCAUCUAGAAACUAGUCGCUGUGAGACGUAGUUUAUGUAGAAGAUGUGUCUGAUCUUUAAAAUCCUAAAGAGAAUUUAAAAGAGAAUUUACUGAUUUUCUGAGUCCUGGAAACCUGCUGGAUGCAUUCAAAACCUGUUUCCUUAAAAAUAAUUACCAAAAUGACACAAGAAACAGAAAAAAUAGAAAGAAAACACGAAAAUCUAUCAGAAAAAAAUUAAAAAUCUGAGCUGAAAACUGCAACAUUUCAUUAGAAUCAUUUUGUUCUACCCGUCUAAACACAAAAGAAGUUGUUUCCUCAAAGUAGAUGCUGUUAAAAACUCUUCUGUGCCGUCGGACACGGCCUGACACACAUCUUGAUUAUCACCGUUUUAAACUACACUGCCUGUAGUUCAGCCCUGAAACGCUCCAAAUUUUUGUCAUCUGACUGUUGGUCUCAGCUGAGUCACUCUCAGUCGUACAGAGGAGCUCAGAAUUUUUAAUUUUUUUAUCGACUUUUGUAAGGACCAUCAGAAAAAUGAAUUAACAGGAAAUGAUGUAAAAAUUAACAGGAAGUGAUGAACCAAAAAAUGUUUGUCCUUUACGUUGUACGGUAAAGGACAAACAUUUUUUCUUUCAUCAAUUCCUGUUAAUUUGCAUUUUUUUGUUUUGUAAAAUUAAUUAGUUAUUAAUUAAUUAAUUAUAUAUUUAUUAAUUUACUUUAUUGAUGAAAAUCCAUCAUUUCCUUCUGUUUUUUAACAUUUCUGGUUUAUGAGUUGUGUCUUUUCGUGGUAUUUUUUUUUUUUUUUAAACACAGCAGGUCAGACGGUGAAAUAACCUUCAGCUGUGUCCUAACACCCCAUAAUGUUGAGGUUUAUCAUAAAAAAUAUGAAUUCAUACAGUUUCCUGUUGAUCCAAUUCUUGACUUCCCGUAGUUUGUUUCAUGACUUCCUGGAAUUAGUUUACUGGCUUCCUUUGGUUUCUUCCUCACUUUCUGUAGUUUGUUUCCUGACUUCCUGUAGUUUUGUUCUGACUUCCUGUAGUUUGUUCCUGACUUCCUGUAGUUUGUUUCGUGACUUCCUGUAGUUUGUUUCCUGACUUCCUGUAGUUUGUUCCUGACUUCCUGUAAUUUGUUUCCUGACAUCCUGUUGUUUUUCCUGACUUCCUGUCGUUUGUUUUCUGACUUCCUGUAGUUUGUUUUCUGAUUUCCUGUAGUUUGUUCCUGACUUUCUGUAGUUUGUUUCCUGACUUCCUGUAGUUUGUUCCUGACUUCCUGUAGUUUGUUUUCUGACUUCCUGUAGUUUGUUUUCUGACUUCCUGUAGUUUGUUUCCUGACUUUCUGUAGUUUGUUUCCUGACUUCCUGUAGUUUGUUCCUGACUUCCUGUCGUUUGUUUUCUGACUUCCUGUAGUUUGUUUUCUGACUUCCUGUAGUUUGUUUCCUGACUUCCUGUUUUUUCUGACUUCCUGUAGUUUGUUUCCUGAUUUCCUCUAGUUUUUUCCUGAUUUCCUGUUGUUUGUUCGUGACUUCCUGUAGUUUGUUUCCUGACUUCCUGUAGUUUGUUCCUGACUUCCUGUAGUUUCCUGACUUCCUGUAGUUUGUUCCUGACUUCCUGUAGUUUGUUCCUGACUUUCUGUAGUUUGUUUCCUGACUUUCUGUAGUUUGUUUCCUGACUUCCUGUAGUUUGUUCCUGACUUCCUGUAGUUUGUUACCGACUUUCUGUAGUUUGUUCUGUCGCUAACAGUCUGUAUUUGUCUUUUUCCUGUAUUUGGGGUUUUGUUAGAGAGAAUAAAUCUCAGCUCUUGCUGAA